AUGUGGCCACUUCCGAACCUACCCUGUGAGCUCCCCACGGCCACAGUUCCCGAGUUCAUCGACCUCAAGUCGCUGGUUGAACAUUUUCAGCUGGUGUUCAAUGAUGUGCAAGAGGAGCACUUUGUUAAGGGGGCCAUUUGGCGAGAUCUAUUUGCCAUGACUGGAACCCUCAGAACAUUUUACUCGGCAUCAUCGAUUGCAGGUGCAUGGCAGGCGACUGCUUCAACUCACCUUCCGUCCAAGUUUGUCAUUGAUGGGGAGCCUCGUGUCAUCCAGGCUGGACCGUCUGCUUGGGUCGAAAUGAGUUUCACGUUUGAGACAAACGGAAUUCCGGCCACUAUUGGUUACGGGUACAUAUCCGUAGUGCCUGAAUCAGACGGGAAGUGGAGAAUAUGGCAGCUGCGGACCAUCCUCGAGCAACUCAAAUCACACCCGGAUGUGGAUGUUCUCCAACCGGCCAAUACCGAAAGCGUCAGUGAGACGCAUAGAACCCGUGGUGAGCUUGCUACCAACGGUGUUCAACCUCAUCUGCACCAGAACGGCGAAACAUCUACCAGCUACGGGCACGAAGACUAUUUCGACUGCUUGAUCAUUGGCGGCGGCCAGGCGGGCUUAAGCGUUGGUGGGAGACUCAAGGCUUUAGGGGUUUCGUACGUCAUACUGGAUAAGCAUGAGAAUGUCGGGGAUAAUUGGAAGACAAGAUAUGACUCUACGAAAUUGCACACGGUUCGGGAGUUUGCUCAUCUGCCCUUUGAGCGUACAUUCCCUGCUUCGUAUCCAGAAUUCCUGCCUAAGGAUGAUCUGGCUUCUGGGUAUCGUAAAUGGGCAAGCAAAUAUGACAUCAAUGUUUGGCUCUCCACCACUGUCACUUCCGGAACAUGGAGCACUGAAGAGAAGACUUGGAGAUUGGAGUUACUCCGUGAUGGCAAGAAGUCCUCUGUAUGCGGUGGCAACAUUGUUUUUGCUGUCGGCGGCAACUCCCAGUUUCCCCUGUCGCCGACCUAUGAGAAUAAGGACAUCUUCCGUGGUAUUACCCUUCACUCUGGAGAGUACAAAAAUGCCUCUGGCUGGAAAGGAAAACAUGGAGUUGUGGUCGGGACGGCCAAUACCGCUCACGACGUGGCAGAAGAUAUGCUCCAAGCUGGGAUGGCAUCGGUAACGAUGGUUCAGAGAUCCAAGACUUAUGUGGUGCCAGCCGAGCAUUACAGGGAAACCCACGAUAGAGUGUACAAGGAAUCUAUUCCAACCACCGUGUCCGACCGCUUGUUCUUCUCAGGCCCAGCUGUACUAGGUCGGAUCAUGGGUUCUCGUUCGCUGCACGCCAAAGCCAGAAAGGAGCCUGAACGAUUCGACGCCCUAGAGAAGGCGGGAUUCCUGCUCGAUCGGGAUGGAGAUAUAUCCUACUACUUGUUCCAGCGGUUCGGGGGCCACUACAUGGAUGUUGGAACCUCUGCCAAGAUUGCCAGUGGGCUGAUCAAGAUGAAAUCCGAUUCUCUCCCGAUUCGCUUUACAGGGGAUGGUCUAGAAUGUGCCAAUGGUACCUUUCUCCGAGCAGACGUGGUGGUGUUUGCUACGGGAUUCGUAGGCAAUCUACGGCUGGUUGUUGAAGAUCUGUUCGGCCCUAGCGUUGCCUCGCAAGUCGACGAUUUCUGGGGACUAGAUGAUGAGGGCGAGCUCAAGGGAGCCUUCAAGCCUUGCGGACAUCCUGCAUUUUGGUACCACGGGGGUGCGGUUGGUCAAGCCCGAUACAUGUCUCGCUUCAUUGCCCUUCAAAUCAAGGCCAAGUUGCUCGGAACGCCUCUCCCUAUCUACGGAUUGACACCACCUCGGAACUUGCCUCUCAAGACGAAGUAA
Messenger RNA from Ilyonectria robusta, 1854 nucleotides. RefSeq lists its product as uncharacterized. The coding region runs from base 1 to 1854 and encodes 617 amino acids. The transcript is spliced from 10 exons. NCBI's taxonomy places the organism in Eukaryota, Fungi, Ascomycota, Sordariomycetes, Hypocreales, Nectriaceae. Gene Ontology annotation, molecular function: monooxygenase activity; flavin adenine dinucleotide binding. The record is from RefSeq and is a predicted model, not a curated record.